This is a messenger RNA of Numida meleagris (helmeted guineafowl), 6406 nucleotides long. It is a transcript of the gene SYT9, whose product is annotated as synaptotagmin 9. The transcript has 8 exons. Bases 80 to 1654 code for a protein of 524 amino acids. Gene Ontology annotation, biological process: regulation of calcium ion-dependent exocytosis; cellular response to calcium ion; calcium-ion regulated exocytosis. Gene Ontology annotation, molecular function: clathrin binding; SNARE binding; calcium ion binding. NCBI's taxonomy places the organism in Eukaryota, Metazoa, Chordata, Aves, Galliformes, Numididae. Gene Ontology annotation, cellular component: membrane; dense core granule. The record is from RefSeq and is a predicted model, not a curated record.
GGCUGCUGGCGGGCGGCGGGCAGCGGCGCGGAGCCUGACCGCACAGCUCCGCUUCGCGCCCGAGGAUGCUUGGGGGGCGAUGCCCGGCGACAGGGAGGACGAGAUCUGCCAGAAAGCGCUACAGCUGCUGGCCGAGCUGUGCUCCGUCGGGGCGGUGGAGAACGAGAAUUGCCGGGAUUUCAUCUACUACCUGCGGGACAGAGCCCGGCCCCGCCUCACCGACUCAGAUAUCUCAAUAAGCUUGCUUUCCUUAGUUGUCACAGCCUGUGGUCUUGCUCUGUUUGGUGUGUCCCUGUUCGUAUCCUGGAAGCUUUGCUGGAUUCCUUGGCGAGAGCGUGGCCUGCCAUUUGGGAACAAAGACAAACAAGAGUCCCUGAACUACACAGAUACGGAGACCAAUGACCAUGACUACAGCGAGGAUUAUCUUGGUCAGCCAACAACCUACCCAGAGUCCUCCAUGAAGAUCAGCCACACCUCGCCUGAUAUUCCAGUAGAUGCUCAGGCGGGGACAAAGGAGAACUGUGUACACAAUGCACGAAUGCAUCGUCAGGUCACUGAACCAACCUCUUCUGCUCGGCAUAAUUCCAUCCGAAGACAGCUCAACCUCUCCAACCCCGACUUCAACAUCCAGCAGGUUCAGAAACAGGAGCAACUGACUGGAAUUGGCCGCAUUAAGCCAGAGCUUUAUAAACAGAGAUCUGUGGACACAGAUGAUGGCCGGAGGAGUAAUAGCAAGGCAUGUGGAAAACUGAACUUUAUUCUAAAAUAUGACUGUGAUUUAGAGCAGCUGAUAGUGAAGAUACACAAGGCCAUCAACCUGCCAGCAAAGGACUUCUCUGGAACUUCAGAUCCAUAUGUGAAGAUAUAUCUACUUCCUGACAGGAAAACAAAACACCAGACUAAAGUGCACAGAAAGACCCUAAAUCCAGUAUUUGAUGAAGUUUUUUUAUUUACUGUUCCAUACAAUGAUCUGAACGCACGGAAACUCCAUUUCUCUGUCUAUGACUUUGACAGAUUCUCCAGGCAUGACUUGAUUGGCCAAGUGGUAGUGGAUAAUUUUUUAGAUUUGGCAGAUUUUCCCAGGGAAUGUAAUAUUUGGAAGGAUAUUGAAUAUGUCACCAAUGAUAAUGUGGAUCUUGGUGACCUGAUGUUUUCACUCUGCUACCUUCCAACAGCUGGUAGACUAACUAUUACAAUAAUAAAGGCGAGAAAUUUAAAGGCAAUGGAUAUCACCGGAGCAUCGGAUCCCUACGUGAAGGUUUCUUUAAUGUGUGAAGGAAGGCGACUAAAGAAAAGAAAAACUUCCACCAAGAGGAAUACCCUUAAUCCCGUUUACAAUGAAGCCAUAGUCUUUGACGUCCCUCCAGAAAACAUUGACCAAAUUAACUUGUCGAUAGCUGUUAUGGAUUAUGACCGUGUAGGUCACAAUGAGGUCAUUGGAGUAUGUCAAGUAGGCAACGAUGCAGAAAGUCUAGGUCGUGACCACUGGAAUGAAAUGCUCUCAUAUCCUCGGAAACCCAUUGCCCACUGGCAUCCUCUUGCAGAGGGCCCUAUUGAGCAGAAAUGUUAUGCAGGUCUUCUGCGCUUGGAUGGCUGCCGAAGAGGCUUCCUCACCCUUUUAACCUAUUCAGCAGAAAUUUGGCAUUCCUGUUGAACUCUUUCUUAGCCAUAUCCUCAGGGGCUAUUCCACAGAGUCCAGUGGGGAAUCAAGUGGGGGAGGGUGUCCAGCGCAUCCAGGCUGUGCAGAGAAAUAUAUACACAGCAUAUCAUUUUGGUUCCUGAAUCAGGAUUAGACUCAGCGAGAGCUUCUGGAACCUCUGUGGCCGCAACCAUAGGACCCUGAAUAUUGCUGAAUAGGACCCUCAGUCCUCUACUGUGUGAAGAGCUAUUGGUUUCAAGUAGUGCAAUGUUAUCCACUUGUAGCACUAGUUCUCCAGCUGACACUAUUGCUACUGAUAGAUUUUUUGUAUGGUCAUAAGCAUUACCCAAAUUCAAGUCAAAUGUUCUGUUCAUUAGAAUAACCCUGGUUUGACAAGCAACGUGAAAGCAAUGAAAACAACAGAUACUGGAACCAGCUUCAAAUAUGGUUCUUGUACAUGCAUGGGAAAAAAAGUGCAGUAUUGUAAACGUAAAGCUAUGUAAGCCAUUUUUUUCCCAAGAAUGAUUGUCAUCAGACAUUUAUUUUUUGAUGGCGAGUUGUAUCUUUCAUCUCCGUUAGUGUCUCCUUUCACCUUACCUGAAAACAAGACUAAUAAACUCCUUUCAGAAAUCCUGCAAAUGCUUCAAAGCUGUAAAAAAUUCUGUUGGGUGAGAACAAGAUACAUAGAGUGUUUGGAAUGACAGUGUGUCCUUUUAGAAAGAAGAUAAGCAUCUCUAUAGCAUGGAGACUGGGAGUCCUUGGCCUUUUUAGAUGGUUUUCCAGUCACUGCUUCUUUGUUGUGUUGGUAACACUGCAAAGGGUUCGAACAAUCUCACAGGUGGCUUUCUUCCAUCAUACACACAAGCACACACACACUCACGCACACACGCGCACACGUCAUUUUAAAAUGCUGCUCCAAAUCUAUAUUGCCUGUGAAGACUAUUAUUUGUAGUAGAACUAACAUUGACAGGGCUAUCUUCAAUAAUCGUACAUUGUAAAUGCUGAUGAAUUCUGACCAUUAAAAGAAAUAAAACACAAUCAAAGCACUAAAUUCUUUCACAAGAUGAAAUCUAGGUCCAGGAACAAUAGUCCCUGGGAUAAAUUUUGCUGAUUAUUUAUCCAUGCAUAGGGUUAACUCUUCCUUAAUUUUUUUGCUAGAGAGGCUUUGAAUCAAGUUUUUACAUCAAUACCUUUAUUGUAAAAGUGCAAAUGCAAAUUAUAUGUGUAUUAUACAAUCUAGUUGCCUGCUACACACUUACAGGUCGGUAGCCCUUGUCUUUAUAUAUGCUGUUCAGGAAAGUUCAUGCGUAUGAACACUGUUUUGCAUCUUGUAUGUGUUAAACGCUCACCAGCCAUUUUCAGUUUGUAACUGAGCUGACACAAACAUGAUUGUACAGAUUCAAGAAAAUAUUUGUAAUUGUUAUCUAAAAGUAAAAAAAAGUUCUAUAACUUGUUGUUUGAGGAUCUUCCAGAAAACCAGAAUUGUUAAUGGAUAAAAAUGCAGCUUAAAGUUUGCAGAAGAUAUUGGAUCUGUUGUAAAUGUGUAGCAUGGCUAUAAAGCAGAAGUCCUAGAAGUAUAGUUGUUGCCAAAAAAAAAAAAAAAUAAAAAUCUCAUGCUAUGAAGAAUAUAGCUAUCACCUGCAAGGACACUCCAGGCAAACUCAACAACUCUUCAAAGCCUGCCCAAGCAAAAUUUCAGAUUGGUAACUGGCCAUGUCCAGAGCAAAAAAUACAAAGUAGCCCUAGCAAAGGUAUUUCAAUGCACGCUCAAGUGAAGCCUUAUGUCAGCAGACCAGUGAUUUAAUACAAUGCUCAGAACUGUUCAUGCAUGAUCCUCACUUCAGGCAAAACUGUGCACUCUUUACUCAGGCACAUCUCCCAGGAGCCAGUGUGAGGAGAUAAGCACGAACAAAGAAGGAGGACCUUUUCCUUGUGAGCGGAGAUCUUUGAUUACCGGGAUAAAUCAGUAUAGAUGCAACCCCACCUGGGAUACAAAGCAGGCAACUGCAUGCUUUCCCACUGCAACUGCGAUUACCAGGGCAAUGUUACGAACAGUAGCUGCUGUGAGAAUGAAAAGACCUAUGCAGCCAGUUCAUUUUGUCUCCAUGGAACAGAAGAGAAAUCUUUCUAAGAUUUGCCUCUAGAGACUCAAAAGGGCAUCAACAGAAAAGUAGUGUUAUUAUAAUUGCUAAUGUUUUUUAUUUUAUUAUCGUACUCAGUUCAUUUAAUGCUCAAGGGGCUUGCACCAGGAGAACGAUUUUGAAAACAGUUUGAAACAUUUCUAUUACCAAGGAAAUUUUUUUAUUUUUUUUAAUUCUCCUAAUUCUUGCUCUCUGACUCAUGACUUCCAAGCUGUUACUCAGGCUAUGGCAUUAUUUUGUGCUUCAUAAAAAUAUCUGCGUUAUCAUAGCAGUGCAUAAAUGGAACAAUAGCUGUUUUCUGUGCUUAGGUACUUCACUCUUCAUCUACUCCUUAGACCUUCAAUACUGCCACAUUAUGGCUCUGAUGGUCCAGGCAACAGCAAUAUUGGAGGGAACAGAGCAUCUACUGACAGAAAACCAGUUGGAAACGUGGAGCUAGUUGUGAUCCCAGUACUGGUCACUCUUUUCUUUUCUGAACUAUAAUUCCCAGAGGUGAAUUAGUAGAACAGCUCAUAAGAAUCAUUCCAAACCUCCAACAUUCAUUUAUUACCUGUGAAGGCACAAUUAUGCUAUAUCACAAGUAACACUAAAAUAAAAAGGGAAAUCCCUUAGAAAUGCAUCUCAGCACAAUUUUAACCUCACUUUACUCAAUAACAGUAUUCUAUUAAACUCUUACUUUUAGUUUUCCAUAAGAAGACAUAAUUUCAGAUAGCUUUUAUGAAAAAAGAAGCGAAAGCUUUCCAAGAUACUGACACCGAGGCAGACUAUCAUGGGAAGCUGUAUGAAAUACCAGUGCUAAAACACUCACAAGCACAACUAUUCUGCAGCUGAAUGUUGAAAUUUCUUUAUUUUCACUUUAGUCACAAGACAUUUUUGCUCUUUUGUGUCAUUUUGCCCUGUAAAUAAUCCUGGCGAUACACCAACCACACAUGCAUCACAAUCUGCAGAAGCAGGGACUAACAGAACAGAAAGCAAGCAUGGAAAAAAUGACCCACCUCCCAGACUGUUCCUGCCACUCAAUACACCUCAGCUUUCUAUACCAGCCGAUACAUAAGAUAGCAAACGUAUUAUAUAGGGGGCCAAUGCAGCUACCGGUAGCGGUACUGCUGGUUCAGACUGAAAUUAGACAACAGCAAAGGGCAACAGAAAAGAAUGAAAGGAAGGAUUAUUUUAGUCUAACCCAUCUUGGUUUGAGGGGUAGCUGGUAUGUUUUUUUUGCUUUUUAAACUCCAACCAUUAUACAAAGCUAUAUCAACACUUAGCACCUAAAGUCAGAAGUACAAGAGACAAAUUCAGUUUUAUCACCUGGCAAUGUUAGAGCAUUUAGGGGACUUAUUUGCCAUUAAAAAAUAAUAAUUUAAAAUUGCUACAAACUCUCUUUACUCUCUCCUAGUCUAAAAAAAAUAAACAAUAAAGGGAAAUGGAGAAAGAGGAUUGGAAAUUUGUUUGAAGAGUCUUUUUGACCCACUUAGAAAUCUAUCAUAUUAAAUUAUUGUUAAUGCAUUUUGGGAUUAUUUGAAUAGAAAGAAUUUAAAAAAGAAUCACGCGGUAGUUGACUCAGCAUGAAAUGUUAUCAAUCAAAUGUUUUCUUCCCUUUAGAACAAUGCAUUUAAAAAUGUUUACAUCUCAGUAUCAAGUGAGAAAACAGUGGUUCUCUUAUUCUAAAAGGAAAAAAGCAUGUAGAGAAAGCAAUCCACCACACUGCAGAAUUGAACAGAAACCUCUGUACUGAGGAAAACAGGAGCAGGACAGACUCUAUAACAACUUCACUUUGAUUCUUGCUGUAACUACUGCAAAGCCUUGAUUGCAACCAUAACUCUGUUCUGAAGUGACAGCCUUAUGUUUUGUGAACCAAGCUAUGCAAGGUGUGAAUUACCCUGUAAGAGCACAGCACGCUCAGAGCCGAGCUGCUUGUAGAGUCACCGUCUAAUAUAGCGAGUUGGGCAAGGAACUCCAGCUGGAAGUACUCCAGGGUCCUGAAAGGACCUCCACCUCCUUGAAGGUCUGUCUGUAAAACACACUAAUCCAGAUGGCAGAAACAGACACCAUUCAGGAAAGGUAUCACCAGGACAUACUCAACUGCUGACUGAGCACAGCAUACACAGCACUGAAGGGAAGGUGACAUGAGAACUUGUAAGCAUCUGGGUUGUUUGUUUUGUCUGGAUUUUCAGUUAGUCUUUCCACUGCUCUAACUUAGACAUUGUAAAACUGGAAUGUUUUACUCAGUUGCAUGCUGGCCAGCUGUCAUUUUUAAUACCCCUUGCAAAGGUGCGUGAAGAGAGCUGUGUUGUUUUGGUAUACUUUCAUUUUUAAUAACACAAACAUUGUACUAUAUUUUAUUAUUUCUUGUUCAAUAAAUAGUCUUGGUAUCUCUGUUUCAUGUCUAAUUUCGGAGAGCAGAGCCAUUCCCGUACCGUGGCUCUCUCAGCUAGGUGGGCCUUUUGUUUGUUUAGUAAAAAUAAUGCAUGAUUCCUUUUCGCAGUGAUGGUUGGAGGGACAAAAAAUUUCUUAAUUUUAUAAUAUGUACUACAAUCUUCUAAACAAGUAAAAAUGUACUGUGAUCUAUUUAUAUAAAUCUAGUCUGAACAAGUAAUUUUGAUCUUAAUAAAAACUCUGUAAGAAAUUG